Messenger RNA from Closterium sp. NIES-67, 299 nucleotides. The record is from the annotation of a GenBank genome assembly. NCBI's taxonomy places the organism in Eukaryota, Viridiplantae, Streptophyta, Zygnematophyceae, Desmidiales, Closteriaceae.
CCGGAUGAUUUGGCGAUGGUAAUUCGGAAACACGCCGACAUUUUUCCAGACGACCUACCGGUGGGUUUGCCAUCUGAGCGAGAACAUGACCACAAAAUCGAGCUGGAGCCCGGCACGCAACCUACUGUUAGGACUCAAUGGCGGCUGACUCAGCCCGAGCUGGAUGAACUUCGACGCCAGCUGGACUACCUGCUCGAAAAAGGUUUCGUUCGCCCCAGCACCUCACCGUUUGCAGCUCCAAUCAUGUUCACCCCGAAGAAAGAUGGCGGUCUAUGAAUGUGUAUUGACUACCGUGCCUU